AGGCGCUGCAGGCCUUUCGUCUACAGCGGCUGCCAAGGAAACAGCAAUAGAUUCUCGACGCAGGAGGAGUGCGAGGCGGUGUGUGUGUAUCAUGACACGCUCCUGCCCAGAGGGAAUGACACCAAGGACGCUAAUAUAACCAUCCCCACGACGACCCACGACCCGAAUGCCAUCGUCGUGCCCCGCCCCGACGGUGCCAGCGACUGCCAGGCCGAGAAGAUCGAGUGCCAGCUACUCAGCUGCCCGUACGGCGUGCAAGCAGGCGGCGGACGCGCGCGGGUGCCACGUGUGCUCGUGCUUCGACCCCUGCGAGCGGACGCGGUGCCCCGAGCUGACCCAGUGCGCCGUUGACCUGACCUCCGGCGACCUGACCUCCGGCGACCUGACCUCCGGCGACCUGACCUCCGGCGACCUGACCUCCGGCGACCUGACCUCCGGCGACCUGACCUCCGGCGAUCUGACCUCCGGCGGCGCGCAGGAGGGCAGCCCGUGGGUCGGGGUGUGUCGGGAAGUGAACAAAUCCGGCCGAUGUCCUUCCCCCAGCGGCCGCCUCAUCCCCUCCGAGUGCCAGGACGAGUGCCAGAACGACUCCGGGUGCCAGAGCGACCUGAAGUGUUGCCAUAACGGCUGUGCCAUGUCGUGUGCCAAGCCAGUGCCAGAGGAAGGCGAGGUGCCUGUCACUCGGCCGCCGGUGACUACGCCUGUGCAAGUGACAGGCACUCCGGCCCGCAUCGUCGGCACUGACAGCGAGGUCCGCGCGCAGGAGAACGACGUCGCUGUCAUGCGCUGCCGUGUCAAGGGCGUGCCAACCCCCGCUGUCACGUGGCACAGGAAGGGAUAUCCGGUCGACACCGAAACGGACGCCAGCCGCUUCCGGAUCCUCGCGGGCGGAGCUCUGCAAAUCGUGAACACGGAGAGGGCGGACGCGGGCGUGUACGCGUGUCGGGCGGAGAAUGGGGUGGGCGUGGACGAGAGGGAGAGCCGGUUGGUGAUUACGGACCCCACCCCCCGCCCUUCGCAAAUCAUUCCCUGGGGCCGCGGCGGUGGGCGUGGCUUACCCGGCGACUCCUCCCCCUCGUCCUCGUCGUCGUCCAAUCCCGUGGUGUCCCUGGGAGGCUCCGCCCACCUGUACUGCCGCGCCGUGGGCUGGCCCCGCCCCUCGGUCACGUGGUGGCGCGGGAGCAACAUGCUGCCGCUCUCGUCGCCUCAGUACGAGCUGUACCGCCACGGCGUGCUGGUCGUGCGGCGCGUGACGCUGCCGGCGCUCGGGCCCUACACCUGCCAGGUCUACAACGGCCGCGGGAAGGCCAAGUCGCACACGGUCGUCCUCCACGCCCUGGGGCCCGUUUACCCUGGAGGAGGAGGAGGUGGAGGAGGGGGUUUAGGAGGUUUAGGAGGAGGAGGGGGUCUGGUCUCGGGGCCUUCGGGUAGCUCCUACGGGUACCCGGGCAACCUGCGGGAGUUUCUGAAGUACGUGGUGGAUCCUCCCGAGGCGCCGACGAAGGGGACGAAGGAGGAGGAGGAGGAGAGGAGGACGACGACGGCGGCCUUCCCCGCGAUCCUGCCCUCCAACCGUAUCUAUCGGCCGGUCUAUCUGAGUCCGCCGGGCAAGGAGGAGGCGACCACGACCACGACGACCACGACUGAACAACCUUAUAUUGAAUCCCUAAGAGCGACGAUCCGCAUCAACUCAACGGAAUUCACGCCCCAAUCGACCGUCCGGAUCCCCUGCGAGGUCAGCGGCUUCCCGAGGCCGAGGUUGACCUGGUUCAAGGACGGCGUCGAGGUGGAGGCUCGAGGACGAGUCUCCGUCGAAGCCGACCACUCCCUGGUGAUCGCCGCCGCGGAGGAGAGCGACUCGGGCCUCUACCGCUGCGUGGCCGAGAAUGCCUUCGGGAAAGCGGACAGUUCGACGCCUGUCACGGUUCGAGGCAUCUACGUGCAUCCAGCUUGCACGGACAACCCUUUCUUCGCCAAUUGCAAGCUGAUCGUGCAAGCCAGAUAUUGCACCAACAAAUACUAUGCUAGAUUCUGCUGUCGAUCGUGCACGCUGGCGGGUCAGUUGCCUUCCUUCGGGGCGCAUCUGCAGUUCGUGAAGAAGAAGAAGUAGGAGGAGAAGAGGAGAGGAGAAGAAGUAGGAGGAGGAGGAGAGGAGAAGAAGUAGGAGGAGAGAGGAGAGGAGAAGGAGAG
Molecule: messenger RNA, 2190 nt
Organism: Penaeus chinensis
Lineage: Eukaryota; Metazoa; Arthropoda; Malacostraca; Decapoda; Penaeidae
Product: papilin-like
Exons: 10
Coding region: 167-2110 (647 amino acids)
Biological process (GO): axon guidance; homophilic cell-cell adhesion; dendrite self-avoidance
Cellular component (GO): extracellular region; plasma membrane; axon
Molecular function (GO): peptidase inhibitor activity; cell-cell adhesion mediator activity
Source: RefSeq, a predicted model, not a curated record